Messenger RNA from Synchytrium microbalum, 2814 nucleotides. RefSeq lists its product as uncharacterized. The transcript has 12 exons. Gene Ontology annotation, molecular function: translation initiation factor activity; GTP binding; GTPase activity. The coding region runs from base 1 to 2814 and encodes 937 amino acids. Gene Ontology annotation, biological process: translational initiation. The record is from RefSeq and is a predicted model, not a curated record. Lineage: Eukaryota; Fungi; Chytridiomycota; Chytridiomycetes; Synchytriales; Synchytriaceae.
AUGUCGGCAUCAUCCACAUCAAAUUCAACCUCAGCAUCGCCAAUGUUGACCAAACCACUCGGUGGAGGCACGCAGAACAUGGAUCGCCUUAAAACUCUGAUCAAAUUAAAGCGGUCCGCUCCUCCUCCCGUAAAUGGUGCUGCCUCAAACAGUACAAGUGCUCCAUCAUCGGCAUCUAUAUCCAUUCAGACUUUAACUAGCCCCAGUAGUAAUACUACCAAAGGACUGCCGUCGCAUCUACGCUCUCGACGCAGUCAGUAUCAGCAGGCUCAGGACCAGCAGAAUGCUCAACGGGACCAGCAGAAUGCUCAACGGUAUCAGCACCAAAACGUUCAACCUCCAUCGAGGUUUAUACCACCUGUUUCUGGCUGGGAAUCUACUCUUGGUGAAUUACGAAAGAAUAUAAAUCAGCAGAAUACAAGUAAUGGUAAUAGUGCUCCGUAUCGUGCUGGCCAGAGUAGGCAACAAUACAACGAUGCCCCUUAUAUUUCUGGCCCGAAUCGACCAGCGGCAUUCAGGACUCCUGAUCAACCAACCAGAUAUCGUAAUAGUAACAUAAAGGUGCAGCAGGACCCAGAUCGACGUAGUAGUAAUUAUAAUAGUCGCAGUGCCCCGUUUGAUACCAACACCUCGCUUGACAAUAGUAGAACUCCUGUAUUUACAGAACAAGAAGCCGCUCCAGCCUCCAUAAUAGACGAAAUAAGCACAUCAGAAGAUGCAGACGACCUUGAUCUAGUUACAGAUCAUAGACAUCGUAACGGUAAAUCAAAAGCAAAACCACACAACAAGGAAUCUACUAAAAUAAUGUCGAAACGAGGCAAGAAAUCAUCCGAAGAUGAUGUACUGUCUAGUAGUGCUCGAGAUAUGAGUGAAGAGGAGUGGGUGGCUAUCGAAGAAAAGAGAAAAAGGAAGGCUGAACGGAAAGCUGCUGCUGAUGUUGCUGCUCUUGAACCAAAGAGUGUCGUGUUGCCUGAAGGAAUCACUACUGCUAAUUUAUCGUCUUUGUUGAAUGUAAAGCUAGACAAGUUGAUGUACACUAUGCGUAAAAUGGGUAUGGAGGAGGAAGCAGUUGCUGAUCAUGUACUGACUUCUGAAGUCGCAUCCAACAUUGUAUUGGAGUUCAAUAUGAUACCCGUCGUUCCAGAGUUACCUGACAUUGACUUGAAACCAAGACCUGCUCCCGAAUCGUGGUCGCAACACCCACUACGUCCACCAGUCGUCACCAUCAUGGGUCAUGUAGACCAUGGAAAGACGACGUUGCUUGAUGCGUUACGAAAGACUUCGGUUGCUGCUGGUGAAGCCGGUGGUAUUACUCAACACAUUGGGGCCUUUUCAGUAUCUCUACCAUGUGGUAAACAAAUCACCUUCCAAGAUACGCCUGGACAUGCUGCAUUUUCAAAUAUGAGACAACGGGGAGCUCAAAUCACUGAUAUUGUGAUAUUGGUUGUCGCUGCUGAUGAUGGUGUUAUGCCUCAAACUGUGGAAGCGAUAAAGCAUUCGCUUGCUGCAUCAGUUCCCAUCAUUGUAGCAAUCAACAAGUGUGAUAAACCAGACGUCAAUGUUCAAAAAGUCAAGGAAGGUCUUCUUCAACAUAAUAUCGUGAUUGAAGAAUUCGGUGGUGAAAUACCCGCUAUUGAGAUUUCUGGAUUAACUGGCAAAGGAUUGGACGUCUUAGAAGAGACUAUAGUUACAUUAGCUGAAGUUAUGGAUAUUCGCGGUGAUCCUACAGGUCCUGUUGAAGGUGCUAUUGUUGAGGCCAAGAUGAGUAAAGGUGCAGGAAAUGUAGCAACAGUCCUAGUAAAACGAGGCACCUUAAAACCAGGCGCAACACUAGUAGCAGGCAAAACAUGGUGUAAAGUGAAACUCCUCCAAACCGAAUCGGGUACCAUUGAAGAAGCAGGUCCCUCAACACCCGUCGAAGUAUAUGGAUGGAAGGAUGUGCCAGAAGCUGGUGACGUGGUAGUCGAAGCUUCUGAUGAAAACUUGGCCCAGGCUGUUGUAUCUACUCGACGAUUACUACAUGAUCGUAACGAGACUGUUAAAACUAUUGAAGUUAUGAAUGCUCAACGUGCUGAACAUCGGAAAGUGCGUGAGGCCACUACUACUAGUACCAAUGGUAAUGGUCAUUAUAGUAAGAAUCGUGAGGUGGAAGUAGAUGCAGAGCCUUUGGAAGUUAAGAAGGAGGUGCCCAAGUUUCCGGUUAUUCUGAAAGCGGACGUGCAUGGCUCAUUGGAAGCUAUUGAGAGUGCUAUGAUGGGACUACCUAGUCAUGAAGUCGCUGUCACUAUGGUUGCUUCUGGAGUUGGACCAUGUUCUGAUUCUGAUGUAGAUUUAGCUGUUGCUGCUGGUGCACAUAUAAUAACAUUCAACGUCCCCAUUACAUCCCAAAUCAAUGCCCGAGCCAAAUUAUCCAACGUCAACAUUGUCCCACAUAAUAUUAUAUACAAGCUACUCGACGACCUAAAAGAACGUCUAAGUGACUUGCUACCACCUAUAAUAUCAACUGAAGUUGUGGGAGAAGCUGAAAUUCUACAAGAGUUUGAAAUACACAUCAAGAAAAAGACUGAAAAAGUAGCUGGAUGUCGUGUUUUGAGUGGUAAAGUCAGUGUGAAGGACAAGAUUAGGGUUGUUAGGAAGGGAGCUGUUGUGUAUGAUAAUGGAGGCUUGAAGACAUUCAAACAUGUUAAAAAGGAUAUAACUGAAGCACCUAAAGGAAUGGAAUGUGGAAUGGGCUUUGAUGGAUUUAGUGGGUUCGUGCCUGGUGAUGUUAUACAGGCAUAUGUCGUUAAAGAGACUCGUCGUAAAUUAACAUAG